CCGGAAACUUGCUAGAGUACAGCUUUUGUUUUCGCUGUUGCACAUCGUUCUGAAAUUGCUGUCAUAAUGUCGGGCACAUCAAAUAUUGUUGCGAUGAAGAAAGUCGUUCAGCAGUUACGCUUUGAAGCAAACAUUAACAGAGUAAAGGUUUCUCAGGCGGCUGCGGAGCUCCAGCAGUUUUGCAUUCAAAACGCCUUCCAAGAUCCUCUUCUCACCGGGGUGUCUUCAAGCACCAACCCCUUUAGGACACAGAAGGUUUGCUCCUUUUUGUGAGGGUCCAUGAUGGCUUUUUUUGUUGUUGCCAUAGGCUUUUUCCUGUUUCUGUGACCUCUGUACUGGGGAAAAGAUGAAAACCACUGCCAUGAUGUGUGAUAGAAACGGCACAAAGCUGUUCACUUGCCAGUCAGUACCUCAUGCCAUAAACAGACUCGAGAACUGGAAGGAUUCACCUUUCUUGCCUUUAUUUCAGUUAUGGUGCAUUUUCCUGUCCAUUUUCAUUUUUUUAGAGAAGAAACUUAGUUUUUUAUAUAUUCUAACUUGUAAUUGACUCUCCCUUCGACAAGCCUAUUGUUCUUAAAUUUAUGCCUUAACAAGUGAUAAACAAGCUCCAGUUAUGUGGAGGAAAGGCUUUUGUAUUUUUAUCUGGAACAGCAGAGGGAAAUUAGUAAUUUAUUGUGCCUUUUUAACAGUGUAGUCUUUUUCUAUCUUCUCUGCCUUAGGCUUUUUAUAACCCAAAAUAAACCAGUUGAUUUCUACACGUGUCUGUUAGUGUUUUUAAUAGUUUUACAUUUCUCACUGUGAAGAUUUUCUGUGAAUAAAUGGAGUAAUAUAAGCACAAAGUAAUGAUUUUUGAGAUGUGUGUGUGUGUGUUGCAACUCACUGCCUGAAUAAUAUUAAUAAAUGUCUGAACUGCUUUUAUUUUCGUAUUACCAUUGCCCAUUAACAUUAAUAUUGCUUAGUGUCUUUCAAAGACUACUUUCUUAAAUUUAUAUUUUGCUCAUAUAGUAUAUUUCAUAGGCAGUGACCCUUCAUUUUAGUCUUUGCUUGUAAAAUUACUUUUUUUUUUUUUCACGGGCCAUUUAUCUGGAAAAGGCAAGAGGGCAUGUUCAUUUGCGUUGAAAAAUUGUGGUAAAAUAAAAUAUAUAUUUUUCAAAAAGUACUUAAAAUUCUAAUUUGUGCAUACAUUGAUGAACAAUUUCCAUAUUUUAAAGGUUUACAUGGAUAAAAUGUAACAAAGUUUUCAUGUGUACUCAAAUUAAAAGCCUAUUUACCUGUAACAUGACCAAGAUCAAAUAAACAUCCCAAUAGAA
Molecule: messenger RNA, 1310 nt
Organism: Xyrauchen texanus (razorback sucker)
Lineage: Eukaryota; Metazoa; Chordata; Actinopteri; Cypriniformes; Catostomidae
Product: guanine nucleotide-binding protein G(I)/G(S)/G(O) subunit gamma-5-like
Exons: 3
Coding region: 67-273 (68 amino acids)
Biological process (GO): G protein-coupled receptor signaling pathway
Cellular component (GO): heterotrimeric G-protein complex
Molecular function (GO): G-protein beta-subunit binding
Source: RefSeq, a predicted model, not a curated record